Molecule: messenger RNA, 4035 nt
Organism: Cooperia oncophora
Lineage: Eukaryota; Metazoa; Nematoda; Chromadorea; Rhabditida; Trichostrongylidae
Source: the annotation of a GenBank genome assembly
AUGCCGAGUUCUAAUCGUUCAAGGAUGGAAUUCAUGUACGACACGGAAGUUGUUUUUACCGAAAGUUUUGCAGCAAAACCCAAUCGAACUCUUGUAGUGAACACAAAUGCACCUCUCCAUUCAAUUAAUACUAACAUUGGACCAUCCUCUGGAGUAUUCACAUUUCCAUCUGAUAGCCACUUUCCCGAUCGUUUUAUUUUAUGGCGAGCAGUAGGGCAAAAGCUCUUCCUAGAAGAGCGUUCACUAUGCCGUACUAUCGUUGACAGCACAUUAUGCUUGGUUUUCUCCCGAACACCGAUAUUGCCUGGCACAUCGAUAGCAUUAUUCGACCAGAAUGUUCUUUGCAUUGUUGUACCAACGCAAUCGACCGUUCAUAGGUUUUAUGCAAGGCUCAUUUAUGACCCAACGGAAAUGAUCCACAAGGAGGUCCCCUCAGUUUUCACGCAAAUAAUAGAGAAAGAGUUCCUGGUCGAUAACCACACUUUCUAUCAACUAUCUACAAAUGGGCAUGCAUUUCGCUCAUCGAUUAUUCACCGACCAGACCUCUCCCGAAUUGCUUAUUGCAUGACAGAAGGACAAAUGGUUGUAGUGACUAUGCACGCUAAUACAUAUGAUAAGGUAGAAGAAGUGACAUUCCGUGAGUAUGGACUUAUGAAACGCUUGUUGGGAGAAGCGUCAUCGGGUGGCGUGUCCGAUGUCUCAGGAUUGGCCACAGAAAGAGUUGGCCGCAGUGAAUCCGAAGAUAUGUUUUAUGCCAUUUACCACGACGGUACUUUGCGAGCUUGGAAUGCGGAGGGUGAGGCCCUAUUGGAUUUUGGAGUCGUUCACAAAAACAGUGGUUCACGUUCUCUUUGGGCAAUUUGGAAUUCGAUGUCGACCGCAAAUGAGUAUUUUGUGGAAUACAUUGAUAUAGAACUAUCGCAUGUCAAGUCAUCGAAUGUGAUGUUGCUUCACUGGAGACUGGCGUCUGCUUUGACUGCGCAUGUUGAUUCGUAUCUGCGCUCUCCUGAGGUAGAAUUCUUCACGUCUCUGUCACGCACAUGUGACCAGCUUGAAGUGGCUGCUCGUGGUCCUCUUGGAUUGUUUAUUCUUGAUAUGGUCGGAGCAGUUUUGACUGGAGUUAUUCACCAGGAGGAAGACGGCAUGGUUUUGGAUGAAAGUGGAAUUGUAAAUGGGCCAGCUCAUAGUCACAUGCCAACAAGGGCAGAAUUGGAGCUAUUUGCUCGCACUUAUCCGGAUCGAACUCUAGACAAACAUUAUUGUAUGAGGUUCCACUUUCGACGUCAAAAAAACAAAAAAACGAACACAUUCGAUGGAAAUUUUGUUUCUGGAUUGAUCUCUUCCACCCUUCGCCAUGUUGUUCAGCAGCGUCUUAAGAUUGCAAAGAGUUUGUUAGCCGUGAUACAACUUUAUGAGGAAGACAGGGAUCGCUUUAAUUAUCACGUGUUCGACUUUCCUGGUCUAGAGGAUCAAUUCAAUGAAUUUAUUGCUCUUUACACCCUUUUUAAUGCUCAACUUUCACUCAAACUCACUAAGGAUAGUGCCCAGGUAUCGCUCUGUAGCUGGUUUAUGGCUGGCGAAGGUGUUGAAUGGGUUCGUGAUGCUGCUCAAAUCGGUGACAUCGACGAAAGCAGCACAGUUCCACAAUUUAACGAAUUUCUCAGUGCUGUUGUAAAAGCAUCACUAAAACUUCUGUCUCCAAAGUCACCUCAAGCGCUGUUGGCGAGGAGUUUGGCAACCUAUGAUAAGUAUCACGCUCUCAUGGAUCCAGAAGUCAAACGAAUGGCUCUCGGUGAGCUGAUCAAGCGCAUGUUGCACGCUAACGACUGGCAGUCCAUCGUGGAUUUGAAUUAUGGCAAGCUAGAAGAGGAGGUAGAGCGCACCCUGCUCACAUCCGCACGCGCUCAAGAAGCAACAGCUCCGAACCACCUAUUCAAGCUGGUGUUUUCUUUCUACAUGAAAAGGAACGAUUUUGAAGCUGCUGCACGCGCUCAGUAUGAAUACGCCUUUGUUCUGCGUACUCAAGCCGAACAGACACCGGAAUUAUUGCGGAAACGACGCGACGCACUUGCUGUAGCGUCUACCCUCCUGGAUCUUUUACCUGAAAACGAUCGAUUUAUAUCGUUCCCAUCUGAGGUAAUUUAUUUUUGUUUGCUGUUUCGAAACCCUUCAGGUUCCAACUGCCAAAGGAAGCUGGUGGGAAGUGAUGAGUUAGAAGCGGCCCAGGAAAUAACCCAAGAAAUGGUUGAUGUGGCUAUGAGUGACGUCAUAGCUGAUGAACUAAAUAUUGUCUCUCCAGAACGUACUUCUACCCAACAUCGAAUGUUCAUCCUUACAGCGGAAGAAAGCGGCCAGGAAAUAACCCAAGAAAUGGUUGAUGUGGCUAUGAGUGACGUCAUAGCUGAUGAACUAAAUAUUGUCUCUCCAGAACGUACUUCUACCCAACAUCGAAUGUUCAUCCUUACAGCGGAAGAACUUUGUGAAGAAUGCGUGGUGGCGAGUGCACGUGUGGCUCUGCUGGUUACUGGAGAAGUUCCCCCUAGUGAUCCGAAAGAAAUAGUGGAAAAGCUCAUCGCUAUUAAAAACUAUGAUGUCGCGUUUGAUGUUUGCAGGCAUUGCAAUGUUUCUGUGUGCGACCUGCUGUGCGCUGUAACCCAAGAUGCCAUGUCGAUAGAUGCUAAUCCACCCGACGUUUUGCCAUCUUGGGUACAAGCAAAUCAACGACGCGCUGAGAAAACUGGGUCCAGUAACCACUGGUCUGUAGUGCGUGGAUUGCUGGCAGCUGCAGGACGUCUCUGGCCCAAUGAUUCACGCCCGUUGCGCGCUGUUACACGAACGUUUCUGGCUCACAAGAUUCCAGUUCCAUGCUGGCUGGAUGCAGAAUAUGCGGAUCGAGAUGUUGGUGGAUAUUUGCGGUGUUUGAUUGAAUAUGGAGCGAUUUCUCAAGGUCUCAAAGUAGCGCUGGAUUGUGUUGAUCAAGAAACUAGGAAGGUUAAGUCGAUUGACUCCAGGGUUUGGCUACCCUUGACCGCCAUUAACGAUUUAUUGAAUUUGGGCGCAAAGCAAAAGGAAGAAAAGCUGCUUUCGAAUUUGAACGAAAAAUUGCGGACUCAUUUUAUGCGUGUCGAAGUAACAUUUCUAGCGUUUGCAGUUUUCACAAUGGAUUGUAGUGACAUAAUCAUACUAGAUCAAUCUACUUGUGAAGCGGCGGUUGUGCCGUCAAUUGAUGGUAUUCCAAGAUCGUUUGAAAAUGACCCAGGGAAGCGUUUUUCUUUUGGCGUGAGCAACCUCUCCCGUCGAUCUCUUUCACAACCAGUACUUCGGCCGAACUUGAAUCGUUGCUAUAUUGGCUACACAGUAGAUCCAAACAGACGAAUUCGGCAGCACAAUGGAGGCCGAGAGAAAGGUGGUGCUAAGAAAACGGAUAAUAGGGGACCUUGGGAUAUGGUGUGCAUUAUUCAUGGUUUUCCAAAUAGCGUAGCAGCAUUACGUUUUGAAUGGGCAUGGCAAAAUCCUGAAAAAUCACGGGUAAUCAAAGGUCUCACAUUGAAGAAAGGGAAGAAGGAGACACCGUUUGCGUACAGGCUACGGGUUGCAUGCCAUUUGAUGAAUAGUCGACCUUGGAAUCAGUUUGCGCUCACGUUUCGAUGGUUGUUGCCGAAGGAAGAAUUGCCCUUCCCGGAAGAAGUUCCACCUCCUAAGCAUGUUCUGAAGAAGUACGGAUUGAUAGAGAAGUCGUCCACAGAACUGUUGUCAGAGAGGGAUGCUUAUGUUGAAAAAGGAGAAUGCCGGCUGUGCGGUAACAAUAUUGAAAAGAAGUUCAGUGAGUCCAUGAUUAUCCCAAUUCGCUGCUUCACAUGUGGAAAAGUGAUUGGCAACAAAUGGGAGGCUUAUCUUGGUCUCUUACAAGCGGAAUACACUGAAGGUGACGCACUUGAUGCCUUGAAUUUGCGCCGAUACUGCUGUCGUCGAAUGUUGUUGUCUCAUGUCGACUUGAUAGAGAAGCUUCUGAAUUACCAUCCAUUGGAGAAGUAG